AUGAUGCUGAACGCGGACCCUGCGGAGGCGGGCCUUCCCGGGCGCCACUUGGAGGGGUCAGGCCCCGUGGGGGGCCGUGGGCUCGGGGGUUCCGUGGAGGAGGCCCCGCCCCCCCUGUGCCUCCACCCGGAGGCCGCGGAGGCCAAGAAGGAGCUCCCUCCCUUGAGCCGGGAGGAGCGCCGCCGCCGCCGCCGUGCCACGGCCAAGUACCGCACGGCCCACGCCACCCGGGAGCGCAUCCGGGUCGAGGCCUUCAACAUGGCCUUUGCCGAGCUGCGGAAGCUGCUGCCCACGCUGCCCCCCGACAAGAAGCUCUCCAAGAUCGAGAUCCUGCGCCUGGCCAUCUGCUACAUCUCCUACCUCAACCACGUCCUGGACGUCUGACCCCUCGGCUCCCACGGGGUGGACUGGGUGGCCUUUGGGUGCCCCAACUCUUACGAUUCUACAAACGGAGCUUGACCCCCCCAUGGGUCAGACUGGAUGACCUUUGGGUACCCCCGAACAAAUCUUAUGGCUUUACCAACUGCCAUUUGACUCCCAUUGGCCAGACUGGAUGACCUUGGGUGCCCCUAACAAAUUUUACGACUUUACCAACUGCCAUUUGAUUUCCAUUGUUCAGACUAGAUGACCUUUGGGUGCCCCGAACAAAUCUUACGGCUUUACCAACUGCCAUUUGGUUCUCAUUGUUCAGACUAGAUGAUCUUUGGGUGCCCCUAACAAAUCUUACGGCUUUACCAACUGCCAUUUGAUUCUCAUUGUUCAGACUAGAUUACCUUUGUGUGCCCCUAACAAAUCUCAUGGCUUUACCAACUGCCAUUUGGUUCUCAUUGUUCAGACUAGAUGACCUUUGCGUGCCCCGAACAAAUCUUACGGCUUUACCAACUGCCUUUUGACUCCCAUUAGCCAGACUAGAUGACCUUUGGGUGCCCCGAACAAAUCUUACGGCUUUACCAACUGCCAUUUGACUCCCAUUGGCCAGACUGGAUGACCUUUGGGUGUCGCGAACAAAUUUUACGGCUUUACCAACUGCCAUUUGAUUCUCAUUGUUCAGACUAGAUGAUCUUUGGGUGUCCCUGACAAAUCUUAUGGCUUUACCAACUGCCAUUUGACUCCCAUUGGCCAGACUGGAUGACCUUUGGGUGCCGCGAACAAAUUUUACGGCUUUACCAACUGCCAUUUGGUUCUCAUUGUUCAGACUAGAUGACCUUUGCCUACCCCAAACAAAUCUUAUGGCUUUACCAACUGCCAUUUGACUCCCAUUUGGUCAGACUAGAUGACCUUUGGGUGCCCCUAAGAAAUCUUAUGGCUUUACCAACUGCCAUUUGACUCCCAUUUGGUCAGACUAGAUGACCUUUGGGUGCCCCUAAGAAAUCUUAUGGCUUUACCAACUGCCAUUUGACUCCCAUUGCUCAGACUAGAUGACCUUUGGGUGCCGCUAACAACAAUGGAUGGAUCUGGACCACACUUGCCACGAAUGAUGGGACUUGCAGUACCUUCACUGAUACUGGGACACCCACCAACAAUGGACUGGGACCAAACUUGGCACAGAGAAGCCCCAGGACCAACUGGGGUUAAUGGGAAUGGACCUUGAUUUUGGGAGUUAUAGUUCACCUGCAUCCAGAAAGCACCGAACCCAGUUGACGUCAGAUCCGGACCAAACUUGGCACAAACAUGGCCAACUGUGCAUACAGGGCUGGUUUGGGGGUGAUGGACCUUGGAUCUGGGAGUUGUAGUUCACCCUUAUACAGACAGCAUGGAACCCAGCUGACGAUGGAUUUGGACCAAACUUCAGUCGUAUUACCUAACAUCCCCCAAAAAAUGCCUUCUCCUUAUAACCCGGGCAUGGCCGGGUCCACAAGCUUUUAUAUAUAUAUAUAUAUAUAUAUAUAUAUAUAUAUAUAUAUAUAUAUAUAUAUGUGCUAGCUGUGCCCGGCCAUGCGUUGCUGUGGCAAAGUGGUGGUGGUAUUGGUUAAAAAUUGUUGUGUAAUUUUUAUUUGACGUUAUUUGCAAUUUUUUUAUUAAUUUUAUUGUAAGUUAUAUUUUUAUUUAUUAUAUUUUAUUAUCUUCUUGUAUUAUUUUUAGUUAUUUUCUGUUAUUAUAGUGUUUUAUUGUAUUAAUUUUUAGUGUUUUUAUUAUUAUUUUUUAUUGGGUUGCUAGGAGACCAAGUGGGCGGAGCUUAGCCUUUAAACUGGCAGCAAUUGGAUAAAAGCAAUUAUUCCUCUCCCUCUAAUUAGGACUUUAUUUUUCUUUUCUUUUUGUUGUAUCAACCUAGAGGCGUGGAUGAUGGGUUGUGUUGUCAAAUUUCGAGGUUGGGGGGCCUGUAGUUUUGUUGUUUUGUGGGUCGCCGUGAUGCCAUCACUCUUUUAUAUAUAUAUAUAUGGUUGAUUUCUGCUCAAGAGAUUGGACUAGAUGACCUUUGGGGUUCCCCUUUGGACUCCUUUAUAAGACAUUUCUCUCUGGAUGUGUGUAAAUAUAUAUACAGAUAUAUUCCUGUCUGCAUUGCACAGUUGUACUGGGUUCGUACCUCUUUAACUCCAAUGGGUUUCCAUGCAGAGCAUUACGAUCCCAUUUUAUAGUAUGGAAAUCAUGGGAUAUAUUAUUUAGUACGAAACUUUCAAAUCAAAAUCUUUAUUGCGGUCCUAGACCAGCGCAAGUACAUAAGUAGUUCGGAGAUUUUGGGAUUUAUAGUUCGGAGGAGGCUGAGGCUUCGAUGCAUUGACCGCCAAUUAUUGUUGCUAAUAUUAAUUUAUUAUUAUUAUUAUUAUUAUUAUUAUUAUUAUUAUUAUUAAUAUUAUUAUUUAUUACACGUUUGGGCCGGGGAUAAUGGGAGUUGUAGUCCUCCCGUAUUCUUUCCUCGUAAAUCCACGAAAACGACAUAAAUGGAUAAAUCGAUCCUGAGAUAAUUUAUUACGUAUGCCGUGGACCAUUAUUUAUUUAUAUCUAUUGAUUCUAUUUAUUUAUUUAUUGUUUGGAAAUAAUAUGUGAUCGAUGGAUUUUCUUGCAAUCCUUCUUUUGCACUUUUUUUCUCCCUCCGAGAGUUGAUUUGCGUUAUUGCUGCUCUUGUUUAUAUAUAUAUAUAUGCGUAAUAUAUAUAUAUAUCUAUAUAAAAUGAUAAGGGAUCA
Messenger RNA from Anolis carolinensis (green anole), 3122 nucleotides. It is a transcript of the gene nhlh1, whose product is annotated as nescient helix-loop-helix 1. The record is from RefSeq and is a predicted model, not a curated record. NCBI's taxonomy places the organism in Eukaryota, Metazoa, Chordata, Lepidosauria, Squamata, Anolidae. Gene Ontology annotation, biological process: regulation of transcription by RNA polymerase II. Gene Ontology annotation, molecular function: DNA-binding transcription factor activity, RNA polymerase II-specific; RNA polymerase II cis-regulatory region sequence-specific DNA binding; protein dimerization activity. The coding region runs from base 1 to 384 and encodes 127 amino acids. The transcript has a single exon.